AUGGCCGCGGGCUACGAGCAGUGGUCGCCGCAGCAGCUGAUUGCGCGCAUACAAGAGCUGGAGGGCCGGCUUGGGACGCGGUUGGACGAAGCCACAGCGUCCAAAGAAGCCACAGCGACGGCGGCCACAGCUCCCCCGCAAGACGAUGGCACGCCGUUCCGCAAGCCGCCCAAGGCGCCGCCGAAAGUGUUCGAUGCGGCCAAGUACAGCACGCGACUGGUCGCGCUCAAGUUUGCGUACCUCGGGCAGAAGUACAACGGCUUCGAGCAUCACAACAAUAAUAAGACGCCGCUGCCGACCAUCGAGGAGGAGCUGUGGAAGGCCCUCGUCAAGACGCGCCUCAUCAGCCCGACGCCGCGCGACGGCAGCAGCACCGACUACGGCAGGGUCGACCGCAAGACGUUCGCCGCCUGGGACCGCGACGGCGCCGACGUCAACUGGGACGGCUGCGAGUACUCCAAGUGCGGCCGGACCGACCGCGGCGUGAGCGCCUUUGGCCAGGUCAUCGGCAUCCGCGUGCGCAGCAACCGCCCGCUGCCGCGCCCGACACGGCCAGCAGACGCCGACGAGCCUGCGGUAGACGAUGCGGCAGACGCCGAGCCCGCCGCGCAGAAGCCCUUCGAGGACCUCGCCGACGAGCUGCCCUACAUGCAGCUGCUGAACCGCGUCCUGCCGCCCGACAUCCGCGUCUAUGCGUGGUGCCCGAAUCCGCCGCCCGACUUCAGCGCCCGCUUCUCCUGCAAGGAGCGCCGCUACAAGUACUUCUUCACGAACCCGGCCUUUGCGCCCGUGCCCGGCUCAGCUGGCCUGUACAGCCCCGCGCACCACCCAGACAGCGCGCCGAUGCGCGAGGGCUGGCUCGACAUCGCCGCCAUGCAAGACGGCUGCGACAGACUGGUCGGCCUGCACGACUUCCGCAACUUCUGCAAAAUCGACGCCUCCAAGCAGCUCACCAAUUUCCAGCGGCGCAUCUUCCACGCCUCCAUCGACGAGGUGAGCCCGCUCGCCGUGCCUGCCUUCCUGCAGCACGCCGCCGCAGCAUCCCCCGCCGCCGCCGCGCCGCCCAAGAUGUACUGCUUCACCCUUCACGGCUCCGCCUUCCUGUGGCACCAGGUGCGCUCGCUCGUCGCCAUCCUGUUCCUGCUGGGCCAGCGCCUCGAGCCGCCGCACCUCGUCUCCGCGCUGCUCAACGUGGACGAGAACCCCACGCGCCCAAAGUACGAAAUGGCCUCGGACGCCCCGCUGGUGCUGUGGGACUGCAUCUUCCCGCAUGCCUCCGAGGUCGCGAGCGCAGAGUCCGAGGACAGGCGCCACGGGUACGAGGACCGGCUGGCCUGGAUCUACGUCGGCGACGAAGGGGGCGUGGAGCCGAAAGCGUCGGCGACGCUGAAGCACGGCGCGAGCUCCAUGGGCCGCAGCAAGUGGGGCCGCGGCGGCGUCGUGGACGACGUGUGGGAGCUGUGGCGCGGUUGCAAAAUCGACGAGACGCUGAGCGGGCUGCUCAUGCAGAGGAUCGCGGACCUGGGCGUGAGUACGCUCGAUAGGGAAGCGGUGGUGGAUCAGCACAGUCUGGGCGUCGCAGCGGGCGCCCCACGCGUCUUUGAUGGAGGCAAUUUUGGCAGAGCAAAGGGCAACUACGUACCCGUCUUGGCCCGCGAGCGGCAGGAGCCCGUCGAGGUUGUCAAUGCGCGGUAUGCGGAGAGGAAGGGCUUGCAUCCUGACCGGUACAAGAGAGACGAUGGAGAUGGAGAUGCUGUGGAUUAG
This is a messenger RNA of Didymella exigua CBS 183.55, 1764 nucleotides long. Its product is annotated as pseudouridylate synthase 3. Gene Ontology annotation, biological process: mRNA pseudouridine synthesis; tRNA pseudouridine synthesis. Gene Ontology annotation, molecular function: pseudouridine synthase activity; RNA binding. The transcript has a single exon. The record is from RefSeq and is a predicted model, not a curated record. The coding region runs from base 1 to 1764 and encodes 587 amino acids. Lineage: Eukaryota; Fungi; Ascomycota; Dothideomycetes; Pleosporales; Didymellaceae. Gene Ontology annotation, cellular component: nucleus; cytoplasm.